UUGUCCUCGCGGCCAUCGAAAUGUUUUCAAGGAAACCUGAACGUGCUGAAAACUGAUCCCGAUAAACUAUACUAAAUUGUGUGAAAUUUUUAUUCUGAAUCAACUUUCAUAUUUUAAAAAAUUAAAUUUUACAAUUUUUCCCGAAAUGGGCUUAACAUUCACCAAACUGGACCCCUACGAGCUAAUAACUUUCAAAGAGCUUUCUCCAGAUGUUCCUUUGGAGAACAUUGAGGUUCCUGAAAGAGGUGAAAAUAGAAAACCAACCGAUUUUAAAUGGCUUGUAACAUUUGGUCUUGUCAUAUUAUUAUUCCUUCCUUUUUUUAUUUACACAAUGUGCUAUUCGGACAUCACCAGGCUUACUGUAGGAUAUGACCAAUGUGGCAAUAUUUGCGGAGAGAAAAAUUCCCAUUGGAGUGGAAUUGAUUGUUCUGGAAAGGAUUUCACUGAUUACCCAUAUUUAGAAUUUCAAAAUUCUAGUUCUGAUGACACUUAUUCAACAAACUACCUUCUAAUGAAUAGAAGCUGCGUACAAACUUGCAGAUUGGGAUAUACUCCACGAGAAGAAAGGUGCAUUAAAAUGUCAAACUUUAACGAAAUUGAUUCAUCCUACGUAGAUGAAAGCGACGAUAACGAUGUAGAGGAAAAAUAUGACGUUUCUCUUUACCUAUCCAGCGUAAAAUGGCAAAUCACUGUGUCUUGUUUACUAUCUUUACUGGUAUCCGUUGGUAUGCUGUUCCUCUUCAGAUUCUCUGUCCACAUUGUAGUGUGGGGCACAAUUUACGUCGGUCUAGGUGCUUUAGUUUUUUGGACUGUAGCAGCUUGGUACUUUUAUUUCACUGCCACAUUUUAUUCUACAGGCCAUAUUUUAGCCUACGCUCUACUAAUGACGUUAAUAACAAUAGCCUUCUUAGUCCUAUUGGUAUGGUUUCGAACAAGAGUCCAUUUAGUUAUAAUGAUUUUAGGUGAAGCUGUUAAGGCUGUUUUUGAUAUGCCUGGAUUGAUAGUGGUUCCCAUAACAUCUACUUUAGCUAUCUUUAUUUUAUCAAUCAUCUUUUUACUGACGAUGGUUUCUAUGCUAUCAGCUGGUAACCUGGAAAACUUGGUAUCGGAUUACUAUGUUUACAUGCCAGAUUCCACUAUGACCUUUACUAUUAUUUACAAUUGCGUCAUCUACUUGUGGCUUACCCAAUUUUUUACCGGUAUUCAGUAUAUGGUUGUUGCUGGAGCUGUUUCUAAGUGGUAUUUUGCUAGAGACAAGCUUUCUCUGAGAGCCCCCAUAUUCGAUUCUCUAGCGAUAACGUUCAAAUUUCACUUAGGUUCAGUGGCAAUCGGUUCUCUACUAAUCACGCUAGUGCAAACGAUUAAGAUACUAAUAUUGUCAUUGAUCAAAAACCGGAGAAUCCGAUCACUUGUAGAAUUUUGCAUCGAUCAAAUAGAGACCUUUUUUAAAUUCUUGUCUAAAAAUGCUUAUAUUGUCACAGCUAUCCAUGGUCAACCCUUCUUAAAAUCCGGAAGAAGAGCUGCAAGAUUAUUAGCUCAAAACAUUGGUGAAGUAAUCGCGGUCAACUCUAUAGGUGAUUUUGUUUUGGGAAUGGUCAAAGUUUUCAUAUUUCUUUUUACAAUUCUACUAUCCGUAAUUAUUUUUGCUAUUUUUCCGAAUCCAUAUGGAACUAGCAACAUUCCAGCCUACAUGAUAAUCGGAAUUGUGGCCAUUAUAGUGGCAUGUUUGAGUUUUGGAGUAUUUGAGACUACAAUUGAUACUUUAUUUGUGUGUUAUUGUGAAGACAACUUACUCAAUGAUGGCAUGAGUAAACCCUACUACAUGUCAAAUGAGUUUAUGGGAUUUAUGGAAAAGUCGAGAGAAGUUUAUGGGGAAAAAGAAGCACCACCACCUUCGUAUGGUUUUGCGGUUGCUGUUUAAAUUGCGGCUGAUUAAAAUGUAGUUUAUAUGUAGAUUGAAAAUUCUAGAACGGUGUUAAUGUCCAAAUAAGAAAAAUUUAAGAGAGAUUUAACUGAUAGGUACCUACUUGAUGGAAAUCCAUCAAAAAUUUUGAAAGGAAAAACAUUUUCUAGAUUUCCACAAUAUAUGUUUGACGUUAAUUUUACGGUCCAAAGGAAUACGAGACUUUGUGUUUAUACAUGAAAAAACUCUGAUGUUGCCUAUACUUUCUGCCAUAUUACAACUAGGACAAAAAGGAAUUUACUUUAAUAAAGUCAACUUUGUAUUUUUGUCAGUAUUGUUGAUAAACAAUUAAGCAUGUCAGUUGAAUAAUAGAUUAUUUAUUAUACUAUAUUAUAUAAAGUACCUACCUCUAAUUAUGAAUAAGAUUUACGCUAUACCUAUUAAUACCUAUAUUGAUGACAAUAAUUAAAUAUAAUGGCAAUGAAAUAUAUUUCAAACUAUC
Messenger RNA from Ceutorhynchus assimilis (cabbage seed weevil), 2405 nucleotides. The record is from the annotation of a GenBank genome assembly. Lineage: Eukaryota; Metazoa; Arthropoda; Insecta; Coleoptera; Curculionidae.